Molecule: messenger RNA, 3791 nt
Organism: Pteropus alecto (black flying fox)
Lineage: Eukaryota; Metazoa; Chordata; Mammalia; Chiroptera; Pteropodidae
Gene: GLIS2
Product: GLIS family zinc finger 2
Exons: 7
Coding region: 134-1708 (524 amino acids)
Biological process (GO): regulation of transcription by RNA polymerase II; smoothened signaling pathway
Cellular component (GO): nucleus
Molecular function (GO): RNA polymerase II cis-regulatory region sequence-specific DNA binding; DNA-binding transcription factor activity, RNA polymerase II-specific
Source: RefSeq, a predicted model, not a curated record
ACCCGCUGCCCCCCGACCGCCGGAGCCCGCAGCCGGGAGCCCGACCGCCCCCGCCGCCGAGGUUCCUGCCUGAAUACCAGCUUGGGAGCUCCCUGCUAUCUGCUGCCACCUCCAACCCCAGCCCCACAUCACCAUGCAUUCCUUGGACGAGCCGCUUGACCUGAAGCUGAGCAUCACCAAGCUCCGGGCGGCAAGAGAAAAGCGGGAGAGGACACUGAGUGUGGUCCGGCACCGAGCUCUGCACAGGGAGCUUGGCCUGGUGGAUGACAGCCCCACCCCGGGCUCCCCAGGCUCCCCACCCUCAGGUACUGUUCUGAACCUCAAGUUUCCCGAGAAGGUAGAGGGACGCUUUACAGCAGCCCCUCUGGUAGACCUCAGCUUGUCGCCGCCCUCUGGGCUGGAUUCCCCCAAUGGUAGCAGCUCGCUGUCCCCUGAACGUCAGGGCAACGGGGACCUGCCCACAGUGCCCACGGCCCCGGAUUUCCAGCCGCUGCGCUAUCUGGAUGGCGUCCCCAGCUCCUUCCAGUUCUUCCUGCCUCUGGGCUCUGGGGGGGCCCUGCACCUUCCUGCUUCCUCCUUCCUCACCCCCCCCAAGGACAAGUGCCUCUCACCAGAGCUACCCCUGCCGAAGCAGCUGGUGUGUCGCUGGGCUAAGUGUAACCAGCUCUUCGAGCUCUUGCAAGACUUGGUGGAUCACGUCAAUGACUACCACGUCAAGCCUGAGAAGGAUGCAGGGUACUGCUGCCACUGGGAGGGCUGUGCCCGUCACGGCCGAGGCUUCAAUGCCAGGUACAAGAUGCUCAUCCACAUCCGUACACACACCAAUGAGAAGCCACACCGCUGCCCAACCUGCAGUAAGAGCUUCUCUCGCCUGGAGAAUCUAAAGAUCCACAACCGGUCACACACAGGUGAGAAGCCCUACGUCUGCCCAUAUGAGGGCUGUAACAAGCGCUACUCCAACUCAAGCGACCGCUUCAAGCACACACGCACCCACUACGUGGACAAGCCCUACUACUGCAAGAUGCCUGGCUGCCACAAGCGCUACACGGACCCCAGCUCGCUGCGCAAGCACAUCAAGGCCCACGGCCACUUUGUGUCCCAUGAGCAGCAAGAGCUUCUACAACUGCGCCCACCCCCCAAACCACCGCUGCCUGCCCCAGACGGCAGCCCCUAUGUCAGCGGGGCCCAGAUCAUCAUCCCCAACCCAGCUGCCCUCUUCGGAGGCCCCGGCCUGCCUGGCCUGCCCCUGCCCCUGGCCCCUGGCCCUCUUGACCUCAGUGCCCUGGCCUGUGGCAAUGGUGGGGGUAGUGGGGGUGGGUCAGGCAUGGGCCCUGGGUUGCCGGGCCCCAUCCUGCCCCUCAAUCUGGCCAAGAACCCACUGCUGCCCUCGCCCUUUGGGGCUGGAGGACUGGGCCUACCUGUGGUCUCCCUCCUGGCUGGCUCUGCAGGUGGCAAGGCUGAGGGGGAGAAGGGGCGUGGGGCGGUGCCAGCUAGGGCCCUGAGCAUGGAGGGCCACAAGACCCCUCUGGAAAGGACUGAGAGUGGCCGCUCCCGGCCCAGCCCAGAUGGACUUCCCCUGCUGCCAGGCACUGUGCUGGACCUGUCCACAGGUGUCAACUCUGCAGCCAGCAGCCCAGAGGCACUGGCCCCUGGCUGGGUGGUCAUCCCGCCAGGCUCUGUGCUGCUCAAACCGGCCGUGGUGAACUGAACCUAUCCUGGUUCACAGCCCACAGCCACCAGCAGCUCCUGGCCCUGCCCCGACGAACAGAAACUCUUCUGCGAAAUAGCAAUAAUGUUCUCCUGCCUCCAGGGCCUGGUUGGCUGUGUCCCACUGGCAGCCCCAGCCCCAGAAAAGCUGGGCAGCAAGGUUGGUGCUAAGUCAUUGCUAGUAUCCCAGGCUCCCAAGGGAGGAACUGCCUGCCGGCCAGGGAGAGCUGAGCUCCUGGGUGCUCAGGCACCACUCACUCUGGCCCUCAGUCCCAUCCUGUCCUCCACCCUGGUGCCUCCCUCACCCAGUGGCCAACCUGGGCAGGUCACCUUCCCUCCCUGCUUCGUCCACCUGCCAGCCACGUCCCAGCAGUGGGGGCAGGUGGGGUGGCAUCUGCUCUCCCUACUGGCAUGGGGUUCCCUCCACACCCCUUCAUGUGUUGAGCUGUGACAAGGAGCCCCAUGACUAAGGGCCCACCCCUCCUGCCUAUCCUCACCAGGCCCCUGCUCUGGGAGCUCUUUGGACCCCUUUCCCUCUGGCCCACCCUCCAGAGGGAGAGCAAGACAGACGCAGGCCUUGGCAAAGCCACAGGAAGAGCCACCUUAUCCUUAUGACAAGGUGCCUCCCGCUUGGAGAGGGAGGCCCGCUCUGCCCGCUGCCCCUCACUACCUACCCAUCCAAAGCAGCCAGCAAUUGCCAAGGGUUAGCCCCUUCUCUGGGUUGGACGAUGUUCUCCAAAGUGAGGGGACGGCUGACCUACUCAGCUGUCCCUUUACCACUGGGCCUCCUCCUUGUACCUUUUGGGGAGCCCUGGAAUAUAAGGAAGGGAGAUGCCAGGACCUUGAGCCUACCCGGUUCAGGGAACAGGUGGGGUAGGCCUGGCCUGGUCUGGGGCAGUGUCCCUUUGCACAAGGGGCCGCAGAAGCCUGCACACUGGCAGGAGGCAGGCUGGGGAUGACCCCAGGCUAGGACGUAGCUCUCAUUCUGGGGGUGCCAAAUCACACCUAGCACAUGGGUGAGGGAGGGCUCCAGGCCAGUGCUGGGCAUGGGAGCUUUCCAGAGGCCAUGGACUGAGGCCCUAGGCUUGGGGAAUGGUGAAGCAGCUAAGGACAGCCACAGGAGGGGGAAGCUGGAGAGAGGAGCCUGGAUUUGUGAUACUAUUUCCUUUGGCUUUUCCUAGCUGAGCCCAUCCUACAGGUAUUUUCCUUUUACUCCCAUGGGUCAGGAUAAGUCAAGGAUGCUGACACUCCAUGUGCCCACUGCCCAAUCCCCAGGGGAGGGGGCUCUCCCACCAGGCCCUGAGGACACGGCAUUUGCUUCCCCCACCCUGGGCCCUUGCUGUGCCCUCAGCUGGUCUGGUGCAGUCUAUGAGGUGUUAGCCUGGCCAUCAGGAGCUCUGGCUCCUAGGCCUGCCCUGUCUUUGGCCUCUGAGCAAGCCGUCCCUUUCCCUGGCUAUAGAACAAGGCAGCUGCAGGACAGCAGUAGGGUUCUUAGCAGCCCUGUGGUUCCAGGGUUCCCCUGCUGUUCUUGAGCAGCUCUGCUGACCCCCACGCUUUCCUGGACUGCCCUUCUGUCCCAGAGGGGUCACCCUGACCCGGCCCACCCUAACAGGGACCCUGGCAGUGCUGGUUCUGCCCCUCGAAGGGGCUGUGAGCAAAGCAGGAAGGAGCUGGUCUCCUUUAUUUGGGCCCUACCCCAGCACCUCCACCUCCGUUAAGGGCCCUAGGCCUUUAAGUCCCUGGUUGGGGGGGUGAGGGGUUUGAGACUCAGAGCCCAGGGAGCAGAGGAACAGGGCACUGGAAGGUGACAUUAGCUCAGCAUGUGACUCAGUGAUAGACCAGGCUCGAGAGGGCUGGUGUACGUGUUGUUGUUGUCGGUUUGUUGUUGCACAUUCCAGGAUAUCAGUAUUUUAACAGGUUCUAAGUGCCUUUCUAUUGUAGCUUAUGUUUUUCCUCCUCUUGGCUCCAUUGCUGUUAGCAUAGAGUUUAAAAAAAAAAAAGAGAUAAGCUAAUGACUAUAACAAUAUAUUCCUCCAUGUGAGAGGAAGUUUAUAAAGAAACAAUAAAAGUGAGUUGCAAAGAUG